This is a messenger RNA of Adineta ricciae, 4455 nucleotides long. The record is from the annotation of a GenBank genome assembly. NCBI's taxonomy places the organism in Eukaryota, Metazoa, Rotifera, Eurotatoria, Adinetida, Adinetidae.
AUGCUUUUUUCAAAGUCGUGUGCUGAAAUAGUGCAUCGCCUGUUAACGCGUGGUUAUACUAGCAUAGGAAUAACGAUGAUUCGUUUAUGUAGAACACCAUUAUGGGAUAAAAAUAUCACGAAUUUACCGUAUCCAUAUUUAACAAAAUGUUUUCGAAAUAUGAUUUUACAAUUGAUACCUUUGGUUAUGUUUUGGUUUAUUUUACCAUUAUGGAUUUAUAUGUUAAACAGACGACGAAUAAAUUUACAACCAAUUCCAAUAUCUUCACUAUUCAUAAGUAAAAUGAUUUUUACUGUUCUGUUUAUUCUUAUCCAAAUUACAACUCUAUCAACAGAACGACAUGAUCGUGCGGUUUUUCUCGCUUCAAUUCUUUAUAUAAUGACAUCAAUAACUAUUAUUUGGUUAUUAAAUUAUGAUCGAUUGAAGAAUAUUUAUUCGUCAGAGGUACUCUUUGUAUUUUGGUUACUGGUAUCAGUCACUAAUAUAACAGAUCUCAUCAUCGAUUCGAUUGAAUUCUACGAAAAAAACAAAUCAAUUGAAUUAUGGAUACAACUCAUUCGUUUAUAUCUUCGAUUUUUCGUUGUUUUAGGAUUAUUUAUUAUGAAUUGUUUUCCUGAAAAAUCCAUCAAUAUAGAAAAAUCUAUUAUGCCUGAAUCAUAUGUUAGUAUUCCAUCACAAAUAUUUUGUACAUGGGUAACACCAUUAAUUGUUCGUGGUUAUAAAAAGCCACUUGAAGAUAGUGAUUGUUGGCGGUUAUCAAUAUCCGAACGAAUUGUUACAGUUGUUCAUCAAGUUCAAAAUUGUAUCAAUCGAAUGACAAAACCAUCAGGAAAGAUUUUAUACACAAAUGUCACUGAAGAUGGAAAUGAUUUAUUAGAAAAGCCAUUGUUAAAACAUGAAAAAAAACUUGUUUUUUGGCAUGCUCUUUUCAUUGCAUUUAUUGAAAAGAUAAUUGCUGGUGGUUUGACUAAAUUUGUUCAUGAUUUAUUGCAAUUAGCUGGUCCAUUGGUUUUAAAGUUAUUUCUAAAAUUUUUUACUGAUCCAACAAAGCCAAAAUGGUUAGGAGUGUUUUAUGCUUUAUCAUUAAGUACAAUAGUCUUUUGUCAAGUUAUAUUCUUACGAACUUAUUUCUACUCUCAAUUCAUUGUUGGACUUCGAUUUCGUUCAGCAAUAUGUGGACUUGUCUAUCGCAAAACUUUAAAAUUAAGUAAUGCAUCAAAGCAUGAAACAACUACCGGUGAAAUAAUUAAUCUAAUGGCAAUUGACGCAUCACGUUUUGCGGAUAUUACAACACAUUUGCAUAUGUUAUGGUCCGGCCCAUUUCAAAUAACUAUUAUACUUAUUCUACUUUAUAAAGAAAUGCAAUUAGCGAUUGUGCCGGGUCUUGUAUUAUUGUUUUUAAUGAUUCCGAUUAAUUUAUUUCUUCAAAAAAUUUUAAAAAGAUUGGCGUCUGAACAAAUGAAAGUUAAAGAUGAACGAAUUAAAAUAAUGAAUGAAAUUCUUAAUGGAAUCCGCGUUUUGAAAUUAUAUGCAUGGGAAAUGGCAUUUAUUCGUACAAUUACUCGUAUAAGAGAACAAGAACUUAAAUAUAUUCGACAAAGUGCGAUUAUUGGCGCUUUUUCACAUGUUCUUUGGAUAUUUACACCAAUUCUUGUUGGCGUAAUAACAUUUGCUACAUAUGUUCUUUUAUCGAGUUCGAAUAUUUUAACUGCAGAGAAAGCAUUUGUAUCAUUAGCAUUAUUUACUUUGCUUCGCGGACCACUCAUAUCAUUUCCGACUAUGAUAAAUAGCAUUAUCGAAGCACGUGUAUCAAGUGAACGAAUUGGAAAAUUUUUAACUCGCGAUGAAAUUGAUCAAAAUGCUGUAGAUGAAACUCCACUUGAAUCAUCGAGUAGUAAUUCUAUUCAUAUUGAAAAUGGAUGUUUUGGUUGGUCAAAUCUUGCAGAUGCUCCUUUGAUUCUCAAAGAUAUAAAUUUACAAAUUCAUCAAGGUUCACUUGUUGCUCUUGUUGGUGUAGUAGGAUCGGGUAAAAGUAGUUUAUUAUCAGCGCUUCUUGGAGAAAUGAGUAAAAUAAAUGGGCGUGUGUGUAUUAGUGGACAAAUUGCAUAUGUUCCACAAACAGCAUGGAUUAUGAAUGCAACAUUGAGAGAAAAUAUUCUUUUUGGAAAAGAUUUUGAUAAGAAAUUUUAUGAUCAAAUUAUUGAAGCAUGUGCACUAAAACAAGACCUUGCUAUGCUUCCAGCAAGAGAUCAAACAGAAAUUGGUGAAAAGGGCAUUAAUUUAUCUGGUGGACAACGACAACGUGUUUCAUUAGCUCGAGCAUUGUAUAGUAAUGCGGAUACUUAUCUUCUUGAUGAUCCGUUAUCAGCUGUUGAUGCACAUGUUGGUGCACAUAUAUUCAAACAUGUUAUUGGAUCAAAAGGACUACUAAAUGGCAAAACAAGGAUUUUAGUAACACAUGGUGUAACACAUUUAUAUAAAUGUGAUAAUAUUGUGGUUAUUUCUCAUGGUAAAAUUGUUGAUCAAGGUUUAUAUAAUGAUUUAAUAGAACGAAGUGAAAUUCUACGUGAAUUUGUUCAUUCUGGUAAAGAACAAGAUGAACAUGAAACACAUGAUGUAGAACGUCGAGUAAGUAUUGAAGGUACUGAAAAUGAUGAUCAAUAUGUUGAAGAAGAAAAGAAAAAACUUAUUGAAAAAGAAACAAUCGAAACUGGUUCUAUCCAAUUUCGUAUAUUUUCAAUUUAUAUUCGUGCAUGUCGAUUAUCAAUGAUUACAUUACUUAUUAUUUUUUCCUUCUUAACGUUAGUUUCUAUUCUAUGUGCAAAUAUUUGGCUUACAAAAUGGACGGAUGAGGCGACAAAUACAAUUUAUUAUAUGACCAUUUAUUCUAUCUUAGGCUUAUCUCAAGGUUUAUUUAUAUUUCUUACGCAAUUAGUUUUAAAACUUGCUGCAUAUAUUGCUAGUCGGAAACUUCACUGGAUUCUUCUUAUGGGAAUUCUUCAUGCACCAAUGUCAUUUUUUGAUACAACACCAAUUGGACGAAUUAUCAAUCGUUUUUCUAAAGAAAUUGAUUCAAUUGAUUCAGCAUUACCCACUUCUAUUUCUCAAUCAAUAAUUGUCCUAGUUUCUGUUAUUGCAACAAUAUUAUUUCUUAUCUAUGGAUCAUGGUUUGCUAUUGUUGUACUUUUACCACUUACAAUUCUCUUUUUUUACUUUCGGCGUGUGUAUAUCGCAUCAUCUCGGCAACUUCGCCGUUUGGAUUCAGUUACACGUAGUUCAAUUUAUGCAAAUUUUAGUGAAACAAUUCAAGGUCUUAGUUCAAUUCGAGCUUAUCAUGUUCAACAACGCUUUGUUGAAGCUUUCGAUAAACUUAUGGAUCGAAAUCAAUCAUGUUUUUUUGCUAGUACAGUUGCCAAUAGAUGGCUUGGCGUUCGUUUAGAAAUGAUUUCGAAUUUAAUUAUUUUCUUUACAGCUAUAACAUCUGUUUUUCUACGUGAUCAUUUAACAGCUGGUACUGUUGGUUUAAUGAUGACGUAUGCUUUACAAAUUACGAAUUUUCUUAAUUUCCUCGUACGCACAACAAGUGAAAUUGAAACAAAUAUUGUUAGUGUUGAACGAAUCAAUGAGUAUGCAGAAUUAAAAUCUGAGGCUUCAUGGGAAAUUCCAGAAACAAAACCCUCACUGCGUUGGCCAACAAAUGGAAAUAUUCAAAUAAAACAAUUGUCCACACAAUAUCGAGAACAAUUAGAAUUGGUAUUGAAGGAUAUAAAUGUGAAUAUUGAACAUGGAGAUAAAAUUGGAAUCAUCGGUCGAACGGGUAGUGGAAAAAGUAGUUUAUGUUUAGCAUUAUUACGUAUUAUUGAGCCGACUAAUGGCACAAUAGUCAUUGAUAAUGUCGACAUUCGUACAAUUGGUUUACAUGAUUUACGAUCAAAGAUCACUAUUAUCCCACAAGAUGCGGUUAUUUUUGCUGGUAGUAUAAGAUUCAAUCUUGAUCCAUUUGGUUAUUACAGUGAUACAGAAAUUUGGUCAGCGGUGGAAUUAGUACACUUGAAAGAUUGUUUGAUCAAAAGGGGAAAUGAUUUAUCAUAUAUGUUAGCAGAAGGUGGUCAAAAUAUGAGUGCUGGUGAAAGACAACUAUUAUGUUUAGCUCGAGCUCUUUUGAGAAAAAGUAAAAUAUUUAUACUUGAUGAAGCAACUGCUGCGAUUGAUAUGGAAACAGAUCGUCUUAUUCAAUUGACAAUUCGAUCAGCAUUAAAAAAUGCAACUGUUAUAACAAUUGCUCAUCGAUUACAUACGAUUUUAGAUAGUACUAAAAUUAUUGUUUUAUCUAAUGGUUAUAUCCAAGAAUAUGAUCAACCAAGUCGCUUAGCUGCAAAUCCAAAUUCAGCAUUUACUAAACUAUUACACGAUGCUAAUAUUCACCCAUCAGAUAUCACUUCUGUUCUUACAUAA